UGCAUGUAAUAAUCAUGGUAAGAUGGCGGCUAAAGUGAGAAGUCAUAGCCGUCAUGGAAGUGUAGCUAGAAUAGGACCCUACAACAUCGAGAAAACCAUCGGAAAGGGAAAUUUUGCGGUGGUGAAGCUAGCUACACAUUGUAUUACUAAAAUCAAGGUAGCUGUCAAAAUCAUCGAUAAAACACAACUCGAUGGAGAUAAUUUGAAGAAAGUGUUCAGGGAAGUUCAAGUCAUGAAGUUGGUCGACCAUCCUAACAUUGUUAAGCUACAUGAGGUCAUGGAGACAGACAGAAUGCUGUACUUGGUCACAGAGUAUGCAAGCAARGGAGAAAUAUUUGACCAUUUAGUAGCACAUGGCAGAAUGAAGGAAGAUGAAGCAAGACAGAAGUUUAAACAGAUUGUGUCAGCAGUAAACUAUUGUCAUCAAAAGAAUGUUGUUCACAGAGAUCUAAAGGCAGAAAAUCUGCUAUUAGAUGAAGAUAUGAACAUCAAGAUUGCAGAUUUUGGCUUUAGYAAUAUAUUUACACAUGACAAGAAACUCAAGACUUGGUGUGGAAGUCCACCUUAUGCUGCCCCUGAACUGUUUGAAGGCAAAGAAUAUCUGGGUCCAGAAGUUGACAUCUGGAGCCUGGGUGUAGUGUUGUAUGUUCUAGUAUGUGGUGCCUUACCAUUUGACGGCAGUACUUUACAGCUUCUACGGUCACGAGUUCUUGAUGGACGAUUUAGGGUUCCUUUCUUUAUGUCUACAGAAUGCGAGCACCUAAUUCGCCACAUGUUAGUACGAGACCCAGUAAAGCGAUACACUGUUAGUCAAGUACAACAUCAUCGCUGGAUGACAGAGGGCGGCGUUGUGCCGGUCAGCGGAGAUCCUGUUUACAUUGAACCUGUCAAUGAUGAUGAUGACGUAAACGAGGACGUUUUGAGGAUGGUGGAGGCAUUAAAGCUCGAUAGAGAGAAAACAAUACAGGCCGUAAAGUCCAAGAGCUACGACCACAACGCAGGAAUCUACUCAUUAUUAUACCAACGAUGGAAAAGGUGUAAGAGAAAGAACAGUAGCACAAGUACACAUUCUCAGCCAACAAUAGUCCCCGCCCUACCCCCCAGAGAAAGAAGUUCGACUACUGAUGACAGUGAGAUGAUGGACACUGAUGCUGAAGUUGAAUGUGUCACUGAGCGAGCACGGGCAAGACGAGAAUCUAUCGUUCCCGUCGUUCACGUGACACCCGACUCUCCAACGAGAGAAAUAACUAGUUCAUGGCAGCAAAACGAAGAUAAUGAAGCCGAGGAUCAGGUGGCUGAGGUGAUCCCACCAAACCUAAAGGCUUAUUUAUCAAACCGUCGAUACACAGUUACAGCUGUUGAUCCAAUGCAAGAAAUAUCCGACGAAUUCCGUGAAAUGUUGAAUCAAAAGUUCGUAACAAACCCACAAACUCCCGAAAACACUUUCGGUAUUCCGUCUUAUCCGGGCAUGCCUGGUGGUAUUCCAUCGUUUUCACCGACAACUGACCUUUCGCUUGCAUACAAAGAGCAAAUCCUUCAAGUACCGUCAGUGUUUCAGCUCAGGCAGCCUUUUGGUCGACGAGCAUCAGAUGGUGCCGCAAGCCUCGGAGCUGGCAUUGCACAGUUUAAUGCUCUACGGGCCCUGCAACAGCUUAGCGGAGAUACAGGAGAUCUUAGUAACCCGGGUUCUCAGGGCGAUAAUACACAGUGUUCUACUUCGCAAGUCCCAUUCUCCGUGUCUCCAGGCCCUUCCAGUCCACAUAUGAGCGAAGCCAACGACAGUGGAUCCGAUCAAGAGCCUGACCCCGAGGCUGUGGCCCGCUACCUAAGCCGACGAGGCGCGAGGCAACGACACACACUGGGAGUCACCGAACCAUCGUCGGAGAUUCCCGACGAUUUACAGAUGAAGCUGCUACAACUUCCUCUGAAAUCACGCCGCGGGUUUUCACCUGUGCGAGAACGGGCUCCGCGUGAAAACAACUUGAUUCCUACCCAUGCGGGAAUGAGAUAUACGUCAUCACGUAGGGCUUCAGAUGGUGCUGCGUCGAUUUUAGCUUUUAAGCAACAUCUUGAGCGAAACCAAGGAAGCGGCUCUAAAAGAAAUAGUUUAAAAGAGCUACAAGAAGAGCAUCAAAAGUUGAGGGAGCAAUAUGGGUCUCUUGUCGAAGAGGAGACUCAGCGGGUUCAAUAUCAUCAGCAGCAACUUCAUCAGCAACACUUUCAGCAGCAGCAGUAUCAGUUGAUGGGGCGAAGGGCAUCGGACGGCAGUGAGGCAUUAGUAUCAAGCAUUGYUCAGUUUCAACAACAAUUGCAGGAAAAACAACUAGAAAUGGAACUUGAAUCCAACCUUGGAACAACAUCUACGCAAGAUGAAGAGCUAGAAGAAAAAGAAAUCCUUCUUGAGCCACAGCUGCAGCAACAGAUGCAGAAACUGAAUAUYGAACCUUGCACUGGGUACGAGUCGCCAUCUGCUGGUAUCAGUUCMAUAUCUCCGCGUACMAGUGUGAUACUKGAAGAAACKGAUCAAUAUGUUAACACUGAAGACAACAGAGGCUACUCCAAUCAAAGUGGUCCUUCCGAYGGUCCAACCUCUUCGCUACUUGCCCUUGAUUUGUCGACAACGACUCCUUCAGAAGCCUCCCCUCCCCUGUCUCCACUGACAGCAGUCARCRUCAGUCAACAGUUUUCACCAGGGUUCAGUAGUUCCGGUGAUGAACAUAUUCAAUCUGACAUUUCAUUUCCUUUGAACUUAGCGCAUCUCGAGUCGACAGGUUUUGGUUCCAAUAUGGUUAACGAAAGUGAUUUGUUUGACAUUAAUCGGUUACCAUGGUCUUUAGAAACAGGACGAGUCUCUCCGACUCUCUCGCUUAUAUCAGGUAACCCACUGGCCAGGCACAUCGCUGCAACUACCGUUCAGCGUCGUCACGUUCGUCAUCACACUGUCCCUACCCCUCAAGAGUUAUGGAAUAAUGUAGACCUGAUUCGCCGAGUGGCAGCUAAUAACGUCAUGACUUCCCAGAACCACGCGCGCGACGUGCUGAAUAAUAAUGUCAAUCUAAAGGAUGUUAGUGGUAGUCCAGGGCUUCUGGGUACUUUCUCACCGAAUGGCAGCAUAUAUACUGAGCCAUUAUUCAAAUCAAGUAGUAAAGGAAGUCUUAACGAUGAACUUUCAGCUAGUGUCCGAUUUGCUGUCUCAGUGAGCAUUACGUCACAUAAAAAUAUACCGGAUAUUAUUGAGGAAAUACGACGAACAUUGGACCAGCAGUCUCCCAAUUUAGUGUAUGAACAGGCUGAACAGUUAUUUACUGUUAAUCACGGAGGAGUCUGUAUGGAGAUUGAAGUCUGCCAACUUCCCGAGCGGUCGCUUAACGGAUUGCGCCUGCGAAARGUCAGCGGAGAUGCKUGGAAGUAUAAAAAGUUGUGCCGAGAAUUGUUAACUGGAAUGAAUUUAUAAGAAAAUUGUAGCGGAAAUUUCAAYGAAAACAGGAYGUUGGCUUUUGUGCAAAACUUCGACAAUUGCAUUAUUGCUUAGUAAUGGAAAGAUUUGAAAAAUUCGAAAGUGGAUUAACCAAUCAGGCGUUCAGUAAUCUGGCGGCGUUGACCAAUCAUCUUGCAGUAUUAUAACUGUUGACCAAUAGUCGAUCAAAAAGCUGUCAGCAUGCAAGUGAUUUACAACUAUUAAUUUAUUUAAAAUUCCAUGCGUAGUUGAUGAAGCGAGUGAAUUUGAGGUCCCUCUCAAAAAGGUAUGGAAACAUUUUMAGAUUUAAUUAAUCAUUUUUAAUARUAAUUCUAUAUUAGGAAUACCCUGCCUACCACUCUUACCCUGCCAUAGUUCAUUGGUGGAAUGCUAUAUUAACUUAAGUAAUUACCAGUCCCUCUGUAUAUUACACUGCCGAAAACUAACGAAUAAGGAAGUGGACUUAGUUCAAUAGAAACAGAUGAAAAUGGAAAUUUAAUGCGAAAAGRCAGCAACACUUAUUUGUGCGUCAAUGCUUAAAUUGUCGGAUAAAGAGUAGCCAAAAACCGCAGUAGGUACGGCGGCACUAGCUCACAGUGUGGGUCAUGGCCAAUUUGAAUCAAUUAACAACCCAACUACUUUUUCUUUGUUGAUUGGAUUCCAUUUUACACAGAAUUGUGGUUAGGAGUCUGGUGACAAGAAAAGUUGUCACCAUUCUUCUGAAGCAGUGAAUUUUAGUAGAAUAUUCCGUGCAAAGUGGUAAGUAGGGUGUACAAUGUCGAUUGUGUAUCUGUUUAUCUUAUCUUAGAAAGAUUCCUUGCGAUAACUUGAGUUUCGAAAAUGUGUACACCAUCCUUGAAGGAAAUAUAUCGUACAGCAUUAGGCCAGUACUUUUGAACAAGAGACAUUGGUUAUUUAUAUUACAGAGUUUAUGGAUUAUAGAAAGACAACAUUGUUUUCCUUUGGUUUUAUUCAACUUUAUAGAUUUUUUUCAAAUUGUUUACCAAAUGUAUACAUUUUGUUUUAUAGUGUUUACCCAAUGUAUACAUUUUGUUUUAUAGUGUUUACCAAAUGUAUACAUUUGAAAGUCAAGUUAUCGCGUAGGAUCUUAUGUAUAUGAGAUUAUUGUAUGACCAUAUUUUAUAUAUAGGAAAGAUUCUUAAUAUAUGAGUGGAAAAUGUAUUACGUCAUCAUACCAAUCAAUGAUUGGCUACUGAUGAAAUAACUGACUUCCGGCCUGGAUUAGGAUAUAAGUCCCCCAAGUGACACGUCCUCUCUGUGUAGCUAAUACACCAAGUAACAGGGAUACCACAAGCGAAGUCCUAGAAACGUUUUCCAUGACGCCUUUUUAUUAUUUAAUGAGUAGAAUACUUGUAACAUGAACAUGAACAUGAAUGCCUCGAUGACUUGACAAAGGUAGAAACCUUUUCGCGCUUAUCAUAUGCAGUAUUGCAUUGCAUGAAUUUGAAUUUGUGAAGUUAUUCGAGGCGAGCACGUUCACUUGCUCAUUUACAUGUUCUUUUAUUCACUACCAUAUAAAAACGCGUUAUGUGAAAUCGCAAUUUUAUGUUUCAAACCAAUUUAGUAAAAGCGAGAGUAGUUUUAAAAUUAUAAAGUAUUUUGCGUCCAAUGUAUGAAGUAAACGUUUGGAUUUCAUUUAUUUAACGAGAAAUAUUCAAUAUUCGUUAAAAGAGUGUUUUGCCAUAUUUAUUUUUGUAGGAUUAAGUUGAAUUGAAUGUGUUGAUGUAAAUUAUGUUUUGAGCUCGUAGAGUUUUGUUGUGUGCUAUUGAAAUACAAGUCCUUUUAACCAGUCCCCUUAACACAGGGUCCCCAGCUGUGUGUGAAUAGUGGCAGUGUAACAUACUAAUUUCUGAUUUAUAACGAUUUGCGCGCGUGUAUUAUUUGACAAAGAGUGUUAGAUUUCUAAAAGUGAAACGUACUUUAGAUGUGUUAUUAAACUAAGUUAUUUAAGCAAAUGUAGUCCUCUUGUAUACUUGUAAAGUGAAGCUGCGAGAAAAACAAACUAUUAGAAUAGGCUAAAUCUAGAAAUUCUUUCAAGACGAAGUGAAUUAAACGAUCGAUUUUCAAGAUGGCGUACGCUAUCUGUGAAGGCUUGGCUACAUUUCCAAAAUGGCUGCCACAGGUAUUUGCUGUGCUCCGUAGCUCAGUUUGGCCUAUAAAUGUUUUUGUUUUUCAUAGACAGCGUUUAGUUCAACUAGGAAUGAUACUUGUAGACAAUAUUAUAAUGUACAGUAAAAAAAUGCUUGUUUCAUGAAUCUAAGAUAAUGUAAUAUAUUUACGCUUUGUAAAAAAGAAUUCAGAGAAAUAGAAGUGAACCGAGUGAACAUAGAAGUCUAUAUCUAUAUACAUGUACGUACAGAAGUCUCUUUAAUAGUACAAUAAAUAAUAACUAAGAAAAUCAUA
Exaiptasia diaphana is the source of this 5881-nucleotide messenger RNA. Its product is annotated as serine/threonine-protein kinase SIK3. The record is from RefSeq and is a predicted model, not a curated record. NCBI's taxonomy places the organism in Eukaryota, Metazoa, Cnidaria, Anthozoa, Actiniaria, Aiptasiidae. Gene Ontology annotation, biological process: intracellular signal transduction; microtubule cytoskeleton organization; protein phosphorylation. Gene Ontology annotation, molecular function: ATP binding; tau-protein kinase activity; protein serine/threonine kinase activity. The coding region runs from base 23 to 3454 and encodes 1143 amino acids. The transcript has 9 exons. Gene Ontology annotation, cellular component: cytoplasm.